Messenger RNA from Parasteatoda tepidariorum (common house spider), 660 nucleotides. The record is from RefSeq and is a predicted model, not a curated record. NCBI's taxonomy places the organism in Eukaryota, Metazoa, Arthropoda, Arachnida, Araneae, Theridiidae.
AGUUGAACAUUGAUGUGAAUCUAAUAUCAUUAAAAAAAAUUUUUUUUUCUUUCUAGAUUUUGCUGAACAAAUUGGAGAUGAAAUACAAUCUGAUUGGCUAACAGAAGGUAAAAAUAUGCAUCGACAAUUUGAUAAUAUUAUAUCCCAUAAUGACAGCGAUGAAAAUUAUUUGAUUGAAAGUGAUGAAGAAGAGGAUGAUUUUGACAUGCCAGAAGAAUGUAUAUCAAAGCCGUUAAAAGACUUAGCUGAACAAAUUGGAGAUGAAAUACAAUCUGAUUGGCUAACAGGAGGCAAAAAUAUGCAUCUACAAUUUGAUAAUAUUAUAUCCGAUAAUGACAGAGAUGAAAAUUAUUUGAUUGAAAGUGAUGAAGAGGAUGAUUUUGACAUGCCAGAAGAUUCUUUAUCAGACGAAUCUUUAUCAGAAGAAUCUUUAUCAGAAGAAGAAGGUAACAUUAAUUAAAAAGAAAAGUUAAUGGGUCAUUUUAUUUCUGUGUCUUUAUUAUUUGCAGGGUUCAUAGUUUUCCUGAUACAAAAUGUUAUGCCUUUAUUUGUCCUGAUUUUUAGUGUUUUAUCCUGGUAUUCCUCAUUUUUUGUUUGUAUGUUUUGUUUUGUUAAGAGCUUACAAUUUUGAUGAAUGGAUGAUUUUAAAAGAAUCAUCUA